Penicillium salamii is the source of this 483-nucleotide messenger RNA. The record is from the annotation of a GenBank genome assembly. NCBI's taxonomy places the organism in Eukaryota, Fungi, Ascomycota, Eurotiomycetes, Eurotiales, Aspergillaceae.
AUGCCUGUCGGACCUCGAGUAUCCAAAGAAGAAUUCAUGCAUGCAUUGGGUCUAAAUCCCCAAGAUCCUCAUCAUGAACAAUACUAUCGUGCCAUGAGGGAUGAAGCGAUCAUGGUCUACAAUACCUUGAAUCGAGAUACCUCAAACCUCCUCGACAACAUACGCGCCGACCCAGCGACCCGCCCUCCAUUCUUCUGGCACCACAUUCGACCAGAUCGCCAGCGGUGGGCGAUUUUAGAGAUCUGGCGCAACGCUGCUCCCCUGACGCGCGCGCUCUUUGACCUUGGCGCCACAAAUGGUGAAUAUGGACCGAAUUGGGUGUCGGGGUGGUUGCUGUACAGUGUGUUUCGCUCGCGGGAUGUGAGGAAUAAUCGUAAUCGAAGGAAGGGAGAGACUGGAACUUCUGCAACGUCGGAGCCGGAAAAACAACAGACGGGGCAAUCGAGAGGAUACUAUGACCCUGUGCGGAAUGGAACAGUAUGA